Vespula pensylvanica (western yellowjacket) is the source of this 1802-nucleotide messenger RNA. RefSeq names its product aromatic-L-amino-acid decarboxylase-like. Gene Ontology annotation, molecular function: pyridoxal phosphate binding; aromatic-L-amino-acid decarboxylase activity. The transcript is spliced from 8 exons. Gene Ontology annotation, biological process: catecholamine metabolic process; amino acid metabolic process. Bases 108 to 1646 code for a protein of 512 amino acids. NCBI's taxonomy places the organism in Eukaryota, Metazoa, Arthropoda, Insecta, Hymenoptera, Vespidae. The record is from RefSeq and is a predicted model, not a curated record.
UCAGUAGUCCAUAAAUCGAUCAUCCUCGUUCAGUUUCAUUGUCAAGAUCUUAAGUAUAAAAUAUCGAAUAAUCGAGUUUAUUCAAGUGAAAAAAAAGGAACGCAAACAUGGACGUUAAGGAUUUUCUUGAUUUUGGUAAAGCCUCCAUGGAUUUUAUCGUAAAUUAUAUGGAAACAUUGAGAGAUAGACCUGUUCUUCCGAAUGUUGAACCAGGAUAUCUCAGUCAAUUGAUACCGGAAGAAGCACCUAAAGAAGCAGAGACUUGGCAAGAGGUUUUCAAAGAUAUUGAAAGAGUGAUCAUGCCUGGGAUAACCCAUUGGAAUUCGCCUAAUUUCUACGCGUAUUAUCCUUCUUCCCAAUCGUAUGCAUCCAUCAUUGGUGAACUUCUAUGCGCCGGAAUUGGAGGUGUUGGAUUUUCUUGGAUAUGUUCGCCCGCCUUUACCGAAUUAGAAGUUAUAACAUUAAAUUGGCUUGGAAAAAUGUUAAAUCUACCAUCCGAAUUCUUAAAUUGCGGCAAUGGAUCCGGAGGAGGUGUUAUACAGGGUUCCGCCAGUGAAACUACGAUGAUCUGUUUAAUAGCAGCCAAAGAUCGAAAGGUUCGACGUAUAAAAAGCAUUCAUCCAGAUUGGGACGAACACAUAAUUCAAUCCAAAUUAGUAGCUUAUAGUUCAGAUCAGGCAAACUCGUCCGUUGAAAAGGCAGGACUUUUAACUUCUGUACAAAUGAAACUUUUACCUACGGACAAUUGUAGUCUCCGUGGGGAAACAUUAUUACGAGCAAUUGAAAAAGAUUUAAAAGACGGUCUUAUACCUUGUUACGUUUGCGUGACAUUAGGUACAACCGGUACUUGCGCCUUCGAUAAUUUAGAAGAAAUAGGACCAAUUUGUAAUCAAUACGAAAUAUGGCUUCACAUCGAUGCCGCAUAUGCCGGUGCAGCUUUUAUUUGUCCUGAAUAUCGACACUUGAUGGCCGGUGUUCAAUAUGCAGAUUCUUUUAACGUCAAUUGCCACAAAUGGUUGCUCCUUAACUUUGAUUGUUCAGCAAUGUGGGUAAAAAAUUCCAAAUAUCUCAUUGAAUCACUCAGCGUUAAUAGAAUUUAUCUGGCAUACGAUAAAGAAGGUCUCGCUCCUGAUUAUAGACAUUGGCAAAUAUCAUUAGGACGUCGUUUUCGUUCUUUAAAGCUUUGGUUCGUUUUACGUCUUUAUGGGAUAGAAGGAAUGCAACGACACAUAAGGAAUAGUAUAUCGUUGGCACAAAAAUUCGCUGAUUACGUCGAAUCCGAUGAAAGAUUUGAACUCGUUACGAAUUCCAUGGCUCUAAUCUGUUUUAGGUUGAAGGGAGAUAACAAUUGGACGAAAGAACUUCUUACUCGCUUGACCGAGCGAAAACGUAUUUACGUUAUUAUUGCAUCGUUAUGUGAAAAAUAUAUCAUACGGUUUUGUAUAUCCAGUCGAUUAUGUCAAGAAAAGGACAUUGAGUUCGCCUGGAAGGAAAUCAGUGAGCAAGCCACGGAAAUUCUUCAAACGAAGCUUCAUCCUAUAGAGAAAAUUUUAGCUCAAUCAUCCGUGAAAUCGUACGAUGAUAUAGUGUUCAGGAUAGAGAAUUCAAAACAUAAAUCCAACAACAUCACGCAAAAAAUCACAUAACUUCUUUUUUCUCUCUUUUUCUUUCUCUUUGUCUCUAUCCGCCCGUCUCUCUUACCUUCCAUUAAUUAUAUUUAAUAUAUGAAAAACGAAUAUGGGCUUCGAUGUAUUUUAUUUAAAUGAUAAAAAAGAGCUCUUACACGUAUAAGUUUAUUGAUU